ACAGUUAUAGGAGGUGUGGUCAGAUAGUUGGAAUUAGCUUCAAACUUCAUCAUGGAAAGUCAGGAUGAAGCUUUUGCUUCAUCAGAAGAGGCCACUCCUAAUAGACCACAUAUGACUUCGACAAAGGGAAAGAUUUCAGUUGAGACUUUGUCACGUGAUGAUCUAAUUAAGCAAAUCAAGAAACAAUCACUGAUGCUGCAGAAGAUGAAGUCAAAGUUUGAUGAAAUAAGUCAAGAGUAUGCAAAACUGAAGAAUGAAUCCAGACCUACUGACAAUGAGCAUCUUGUUAAUGAGAUUCAGGUAUUGAAAGCUGAAAAUGAUCAGCAGAAGAAUGAACUAAGAAAUGUUAAGCAAAUUGUAUUAUCUGUUGAGGAAGAAAAAAAGGCUGAACUAUCAAAUCUUAAUGAUCAAUUAAGUGAAGCAUUAUCUCAAAAAUCUUUGCUACAAGAGGAGCUUUCCACUUUAAAACUUUCUAUGGAAACAGAACUUGCUGCCUAUCAGAAGGAAAAGUUGCAACUGGAAUUAAAAGCUGCAGAUUUGGAGUCAUUAAUAAAAGAGGGGGAAAGUACAAAGAAGGAUUUAUUGGAAGAUGUUGCUUCAAUGAAAGAGACUUGUGAGAAAUUAACAACUGAAUGUAACAACUCUAGAAUACAAACGAUGACAUUAGAAGAAGAGCUAGCUAAAAAAAGUGACACAUGGGCUUAUGAAAAAGAGGAGAUGACCAAUCAUGUAAAGCAACUUGUUACUGAUAAAGAAACUUUACAGGCUAACUUUAAAGAGGAGCUAUUUCAAUGCAAACAAAGGGAGGAUGAACUAAUUUCUGAAGUAGAAAGGUUAUCUAAAGAGAAAGAGCAACUUCACCUGUCUAUUCAAGGAAGUAGUCAUCAAAAAAGUGGCUCAGAGGAACUGGUGGAAGAUAAGAAAAUGAAUGUGAAAUACCAGGAAUUAAAAGAAGAUCAUGAUCUCUUGUUAAUUGCUAAAGAAAAAUUGGAAAAGGACUUGGCUCAGCAGCUCCAAAAUUUCUCUGCUAGGGACGACAUUGUAGCUACACUAAGGAGCGAAGUUGAGUCACUAAGCAAUCAACUAAGUCAUGAAACAGCAGUGCAUAAAGAAGAGAUUAAGAAACUGAAGGCUUAUGCUGUAAAACUGAAAAGAGAACUCUCUGAGUCACUUGAGAAAGAAAAGCCAUUGCAAGAGGAAGUGAGGACAUUAACCCAAGCUUUAAUUGCUGAAAAAGCUAAAUUUAAUGAUAUGACAUCUUCAAUGAAUGAGUCACUUUCUGAUUAUGACAAUUUGAGUCAGCAGUUAAUUGAGGAAAAAAAGAACAAAGAAGAACUUUUGUUGAUGCUAUCGAAAUUGACUGAAGAGAAAGCUAUGAUGGAAGAUGCACAUAAUACAUCAAGGAGUGAAUUGGAGGCAAUAAAAGCCACUUCAUUAAAUUUUCAGUCACAAUUAACAGAAUCAUCAAGAAAAUUAAAUGAGGUUGCAGCUGAAAAUGAAAUUUUGCAUGAAACAUUAGCCAAAGAGAAGGAAGAACUAGCUGAGCUAAAGCAAAAAUUAACUAUGGCUGAAAAAGAUGCCAAAGUUUCAUCAAUGAUGAAUCUUGAACUGGCUGAUUAUGAACGUUCUGUUGAAACACUGAGAGGCCAAGUUAAAGAGAAAGAGGUGCAGCAAGUUGAACUUGAAAAAGAAGUAGCAUCCUGGGCAAAUAAAUAUGAAGAACUCUCUCAUGAAUUGACUAGUUGUAAGGAAGAUUCGUUUCAGAAAGACGAAAUAAUUACAAAAAUGAAGUCAAUGCUGCGUAAAAGCACGAAAGAAUUAACUGAAGCAAAGGCUCAGAUUACUGAGAAUCAUCAAAAAUCUAAUGAUACCAAAACAGAAUUGGAAACCACAAGACAAGAUCUUGAGAUGACCAAAGUUGAGAUUGCAAGGUUAACAGCAGCAUUUCAGUCUGACUUAGAACAAUCUCAGUCAUCUGUAUCCCACUACAAGCAACUGAUAAAUGUUCUAGAAAUGAAAGUGACAUCUCUUCAGACUGAAUUAAAGACCAGUAGUGAGUUGUUGCAGCUCAAGGAGCAGGAAUUCGAAAACUACAAAGUAAGGGUGCACUCUGUAUUGAAGCAAAAGCAAACUAUGCCCUCAUUAACUGAAGUGGAAAGCAAUUUAAGACAACAGCAUGAAGCGGAGCUGCUUAAGACUAAAUCAGAACUGAUUGAAACAAGGGAAAGGCUGACUAAUCUUUAUUCUGAUCACAGUAAUAUUGAGCAAGAGCAUCAGGCACUUAUUAGUACACAUAACAGUUAUGUACAUGAAAAUGAACUAAAACUUCAACAUUUACAUGAAAGGCUUCAGGAAUGUGAAGAAAAGUAUGUCAUUAAGACAAGGCAGUUGGAUGAUCUAGUCUCUCAGCUGCGAUUAGAAAUUGCAGAGAAUACAGCAGCUUUUAAGUCCCAAAUAUAUACUUUACAGAAGGAUCAUGAAUUAGAAAUAUCUUCAUUACAAGAUGAAUUGAAAAUAGCAUACAAGAACUUGAACCGGUUUCAACAAGAGUCCGACAGUGCUGUGCUUUCUAAAGUAUCUUCUACUAGUGCUUCUUCUCAAAUCAGUCAGGUCAAGGAAAAUAUGAGACCCACAGGUGACAUGAAAGUGUUACCAACUGAAGAAAGAUCUUCUGGAGAGGGUAUGGAUCGUUCUGAGUUAGAAGUAUUAGGAUUAUCCUUGCCUGUUGUAACACCAACCCCGCAAAGAGAUGAAGACAAAUUUGUUAGUUUUGAAAAUCUUCUUAACAACAGUUCAAAUGAGUUGUCUUCAUUGAGUGGAAGAAGCUUGUCUCCUAAAUUAGAUACACUUGAAGAUUUGAAAGAUCAAGUUGCAACAUUGACAAAAAGAGUUUCUCAUUUAACUGGAAUAUUACAUGAAAGUGAGGCAAACUGUGUACGUUACAUUGACCAGUCUAAACUACUCAAAGAAGAAAUCAGAAGGUUGGAGCGUAAUCAAGAAAGACAAAAAGAAGCAUCAAGUAACAUGGAGUAUCUCAAAAAUGUCACAUUAAAGUUUCUUCAUACUAACAAUGAAGAGAAGUUGAAGCUGAUUCCUAUUAUCACAAGACUCCUUCAAUUAAGUCAGCAAGAAAAGCAUUUCCUUCAGGAAACAAUUAAGGGAAGGAAAACUGAACUGCCUGAUCCCACUGGUGAUAGUGAUAACUCAGGUAGCGCUACUGGUAAAGGCUGGACAAACUACCUGCAGCGCUGGACUGGAUACUAAUUAUUAGUAUUAUUUUAAUUAAUACAUGUAUUAUGUAGUCAGUAAUUAAUCAUUAUUAUUAUUGCAACAGAG
Molecule: messenger RNA, 3336 nt
Organism: Amphimedon queenslandica
Lineage: Eukaryota; Metazoa; Porifera; Demospongiae; Haplosclerida; Niphatidae
Product: GRIP and coiled-coil domain-containing protein 2-like
Exons: 26
Coding region: 52-3264 (1070 amino acids)
Source: RefSeq, a predicted model, not a curated record